Tuber melanosporum (Perigord truffle) is the source of this 1146-nucleotide messenger RNA. RefSeq lists its product as uncharacterized. Gene Ontology annotation, biological process: mRNA splicing, via spliceosome. NCBI's taxonomy places the organism in Eukaryota, Fungi, Ascomycota, Pezizomycetes, Pezizales, Tuberaceae. Bases 202 to 759 code for a protein of 185 amino acids. The record is from RefSeq and is a predicted model, not a curated record. Gene Ontology annotation, molecular function: RNA binding. Gene Ontology annotation, cellular component: nuclear speck. The transcript is spliced from 5 exons.
UUCUUUCUCUCUCUUUCUCCAUCAUAACCUUCACCCUAAAUCAUCAUCAACCCACCCUCGAAGAUCUCUUCGGCCUGCCUUCUCCACCCUUCUCAUUUUUUCUUCCCCAACCUUCUUUCUUCAUACAAGGGCUUCUGCAGUUGACACUCAUAACAAACAUCAGAUCUAACUUUUUCUUCACCAAAACACUCACUAGCAGAAAUGUCUGGAAGAGGAGGCACCACUCUUUACGUUACUGGGUUUUCUUCUGGUACUCGCGCCAGAGACCUUGCUUACGAGUUCGAGAGGUAUGGGCGUCUUGUCCGCUGUGACAUUCCAGCUCCCAGAACUGCUUCCUCGAGAUUGUUUGCUUUCGUCGAGUACGAGAGCCGACGUGAUGCUGACGAUGCCUAUUACGAGAUGCAUGGUCGUCGUAUUGGCCGUGAUGAUUUGUUGAAGAUUGAGUGGGCCCGUACCCCUCCUUCUGCUAGCUGGCGCUUUGAUGGUGGCCGCGAUGCUCCUCGUGGAGGUGCUCGUCGUGGUGGCUCCCCUCGCCGUGGGCGCUCUGUUUCUCGUGGCCGUGACUCUCCUCGUCGUAGUGAGCGCCGUGGUGAACGUGAUGCUAGAUCCAGAAGCCCAGGAAGAAAGGGUGAUGACGAUGUUCGUAGACCUGACGACGAUAGGGAGAGAAGCCCUCUUGCAGCCAACGGGGACGAUGCUCACCAUCGCAAAGACUCUCCUCUCCACGACGAUCUUGACACUGCUGAUCUUGCAGACUAAUGAAUGGCGUACUUGCGCCGAAUGGUGAUCUCCUUUGUCUUGAAUUGCUAAGUCUUUGCUACUUUUUCAUCGGCUCUUUUGAUUUUCUUGUCCGGUCGGCUACAGAAAACAUUUCAUGGGAAUUCAACAAAAAAAUUCAUCAUCCAGUGAUUCGGUAGUUAAUACCUUGUUUCCCCUAUCGAUUUCCGGUUUGUUUCAAAAAAAAGUGUUUUGAAUUUGUUGUGCAUCUCACUUCCUGAUAGCGGUGGAUGCGGAAGUUGGCCCGGUGUUUUUUCUUUAUCUCCUUCCUAAAUUCCCUCUAAAUCAUUUUUUUCUUCUCUUUCUGUUUCGGUAUUCUCUUGUUUUUAGUAAACUUUCGCUGCUUUUAAGUUUGUUACGUUUACCCGA